AGGAAGGCGCUACCAAAUCACAAAUAGAACAAAUAGAAAGUCAUCAAUCCAUCUUCAGCUUCUUCUAAAUUAUAACAAUAACAAUAACAUCAUCGUCAAUUAUCUCAAGUUCUUUUCAAGACCUUUUCAAAUAGCCUUUCAACUAGUUAUCAUAUCUUUUCAGGCAAUACUUUUUGUUAAAUACCCUCACACAAAUCAUUCAAAAUGGAAGACUGGGAGUCUGUAACAAAGAUUGGAAAGAAUGUCCGUGGAGGAGCCGGCGCAAACAGAGAGACUGUCAUUAGAGGUGCAGCUGCAUUGAACGCCGCCAAGCGAAGUGGAGGAGCUAUUACCACUGAGAAGAAAUUUGCUUCCGGCAAUGCUGUAAGUCAAGUCCAUCUGCGUAUUAAUGUUUACCCCUCUACUAUGCGACCCCCCAUUGACCUUUCCUCCGACGACAAUGGACCGUGAGCUAACCUACUUUACCAAUAGGGCCCCUCAGGAGAAGGUCAACAUCUCACAAAAGUCGACCGCUCUGAUGAGAUCAUUAAGCCGAAGACUGUCGGUCCGGAAGUCGCCCGCGCCAUUCAAGAUGGUCGCAAGGCCAAGAACAUCAAAACCCAAGCUGAUCUUGCCAAACUUUGCAACACCACCCCCAAAAUUGUCAAUGACAUGGAAAGAGGUAUCGCAACGCCGGACCAGAAGGUCCUGAACAAUAUGGAACGAGUUUUGGGCAUCAAGUUACGCGGAAACGAUAUUGGAGGCUCGAAAUUCGGAGGUCCAAAGAAGAGUGCUACGCCUGCUCCUGCACCAAAGGCAGCGCCUGCUAAGACGACGAUUAAGAUUGUUCCUCCUACGUCUGGACCACCCGGGACACCUAAGACUGGAACUCCAGGUGGGGCGGAUGAAUAGUAGAUGCAACCGAUGUGAUGUUCAGGAAGGGAGUUAUAUGAGAUGAAUUGGUGGAUGGUGGAUGCUUUAAGCAAUGGAGUUUAUGAAUAGACGAGAUGCAUGAAGGAAUAAAUGAAAGCAUUAGAUCUAAAAAAGAAAUAAGUAUCGUUGCAUUGUAUCUUAAUAUUAUUGUGUCAGGCGAAUGGUAUUUUACACAAUAGAGAACCCAUCUCCCUUUUUCAACAUGUU
Messenger RNA from Sclerotinia trifoliorum, 1119 nucleotides. The record is from the annotation of a GenBank genome assembly. Lineage: Eukaryota; Fungi; Ascomycota; Leotiomycetes; Helotiales; Sclerotiniaceae.